UGUGUGACACAGAGUGUGUGUGACACAGAGUGUGUGUGACACAGAGUGUGUCUGACACAGAGUGUGUGAGCUACUCAAUGGCUGCAGCCCAAGAGUAUCCUGUCAACAGGAACUCCUGGAUUUGAUAUGGCCACAGAAGGAAACUGAUUUGUUUGUAGUGUGUGUUCAGUAGUUUUAUCUCUCCUCUCACCCACAGAUGUGUUCACAGGUUCCAGAAAUAGGGUUUUGCUUUGAGAUGAACUGUGAAAAAAAAAUAAUGCUAGUAUUUUAUGUAAAAAGAAAAAUAUAGCCUAUGUUUUAUAUAAAUAAAUAAAAAAUAGAAAACAGGAAGAUCAGGCUUUUUCUAAACGCGAGUGUUGUGUUUUUUGCUUGUGAAGACCAUGUCACACUGGCUCUGUGGUUCAGUGGAAAUAUAAAAACGUCACUUAACCAAUGCAGGUUGCUGUGUAACGUCGUUGAGCACACUGCAGAACAAGUUUGUCAGGUGGAGGUUUUCCUUGUUGACUGGAUGGAGAAAAAAAAAAACAGAAGUUGCCAAAUCUCUGUUUGUCACCACUACACAAGCUUCAAUGUUUGAAAAAGAUGUCUCUUUUCUUGUUUGACAAACGUUGACUGCAUAAAGAAGGUAAUUGGUGAUCAGUAGCUCCAAAAAAAAAAAGAAUAAAAAAGAACAACUGAAUUAUCAUGUUUUGUUGUGUUAGACUUAACAGAAUUCACAUUAUCUGUCAGUGUGAGUUGUUGUUUUGUUGUGAGGCCGGUUUAAGUAGUUAGUAGUGUUGAAAUGCUGCCUUCUCUCUCUUCCCUUUCACGGGGCUCAACUUGCAAUCAAGGAGGAGCCGAGAGUCCUCCGGGGUUUCUCCUGGAACCUGCUCCUCAAAUAUAAAGCGCUCCCCCCAUCCACCAGGAAAGACUGAAUCAUAACUCACAAGGAGGAGCCGCUGCCUGAGCGCAAAUGUGCUCUCUCCUGAAACCUGCACUGACAUCUGACUGUAGCCUGUAGCUCUACUGAUCUAGUCACCGCUGGAUUUUAUUUAUUUAUUUCCUAAAAAGCAGCUAGAGUGAUUUUCCAGCUUUUUAAUUAGCCCGCAGUGUGUAGCCCGCAAUCAGAGAAGAGAGACAGAGACAGAAGACAACUUUUGUCACAGAGAGAGUUGAGAGGCGCAUCUUAAGUUUGGAGCGCGCAGAUGGCAGCCCUCAUCAGCAAGUUCUCGUCAUGGCCAGAGUCCUUCGAGUGUCCUCUAGGAGACGGGGACGUUGCCGACGGACAUGGCCCGCACAGGACCCCAGUGGACAAGGCUCCGGAGCCGCGGAUCAGACGGCCCAUGAACGCGUUCAUGGUCUGGGCCAAAGAUGAGCGCAAACGCCUGGCGGUUCAAAAUCCAGACCUGCACAACGCCGAGCUCAGCAAAAUGUUGGGCAAGUCAUGGAAGGCCCUGACUCCCCCGCAGAAGAGGCCCUACGUGGAGGAAGCAGAGAGGCUUCGGGUGCAGCACAUGCAGGACUAUCCUAACUACAAGUAUCGGCCUCGCCGGAAGAAACAGCUGAAACGCAUCUGCAAGCGAGUGGACCCUGGCUUCCUCCUGAGUGGGCUGGCUCCUGAUCAGAACGCCCUGCCGGACCAGCGAGCCCUCUGUCACCCCCUCGACAAAGAUGAGGGCAGCCCUAAUGGUCUCGGCAGUGGGUUUUCCAGCCCCAGCCCGGCUCUGCCCAGCGUCAGAAGCUUCAGAGACCCUGCCGGUUCCAACAGCAGCUUCGACACCUACCCCUACGGCCUGCCCACCCCUCCUGAGAUGUCCCCCUUGGAUGCCAUGGACCACGAGCAUGUACCCCCCUCUUAUUACUCAACGUCUGGUAGCUCCUCCGUCUCCUGCUCUUCCUCAGCCUCCUGUCCAGAUGAGCACCAUCAGAAUCAGUCACACAUGGGCAGCCCACCCCCUUACCACACUGACUACACUCAGACCCCAAUCCACUGUGGGGGAACACACAUAGGUCACAUCUCUCACAUGUCCCAAACCGGAGGAGGCAGUGGACUGAUCCCUGGCCCUCCACUGUCUUACUACAGUACCUCAUCUUUCCCCCAGCUUCACCACGGGCUCCACCAGGGCCACCUGGGUCAGCUGUCCCCCCCACCAGAGACACAAGGCCACCUGGAGACUCUAGACCAGCUGAGCCAGGCUGAGCUUCUGGGAGAGGUGGACCGCAAUGAGUUUGACCAGUACCUGAACUCCACUGGGCCCGGGUACCACCCUGAGCAGGGCAGCAGCAUGACUGUUACAGGACACAUCCAGGUGGCGUCAGCUGCCACUACUUCUGCCACCGCGUGUCCCAGUAGCACCACUGAAACCAGCCUCAUUUCCGUGCUGGCAGACGCAACAGCGGCCUACUACAACAAUUAUGGCAUCUCGUAAGCUUAGUCACAGCACCCAUUAAACUUGUGACUGAUAAGAGACUACAGGGUUUAAAAUGGGUGAAGAAAUUUGGGAUGGUGUUGCACGCGGGUGCUGAUGAGGGACAGAUUUCUGUGCUCCUGUGUGUAAUUUCAAAACCUUUUAGCACCUAUUGGCAAUGUCAUCCCGCCAUGAUUAAAACCUGGACUGAACUGAUUACUGAGCAAUAUGAUUGUCUGGAGCCGAGGAAAGAACAAAGAGCAAUUGGAGGAAUAUGAAGAAAAGGAGAUGGACACCUCAGGGAUGCAGACACAAAAUACUAUAGUAUGCCACCUCCAGUUGUCAUGAAAUUUCUAAACCAGAAGAACAAUCGUAAAAGACUUGUUGUCCACUUGUAAAUGUCUCCAGUUACUGUUGCCACCUAGGUGUGUACAGAUGCUCUUUAGAAGCUAAUUUAAGUCCUUUGAUGUUUCGCAUAAAUGCUAACUGUAAUGCUAUUAUCAACGCUUUCCAUUCGAAUGUUUGUAUUAUAUGUUCUUGCUCUCAUUAGUUUGGGAGUCUUACCUCAGUAGUUGUAAUUGAAUGAGGUUUUAGUUGGACAUUUCUUAUGCAAUUUAACAAAAACAGUGUAUAAUGAAGAAAAAUAGGCGUUUAUACCUUCUCUCAAGUACUUAAUAAUAUAUAAUCAUACCCUCUACGAUGAAAAAUAAUAAUGGUAACUAUAAAUGUAUGCUGAUUUAGGUUUGUGAAAGACAAUAAUUUAAAAUAAAGGUCAAUUUUUAUAUUAA
Messenger RNA from Seriola aureovittata, 3175 nucleotides. It is a transcript of the gene sox7, whose product is annotated as SRY-box transcription factor 7. Gene Ontology annotation, molecular function: DNA-binding transcription factor activity, RNA polymerase II-specific; RNA polymerase II cis-regulatory region sequence-specific DNA binding. The record is from RefSeq and is a predicted model, not a curated record. Lineage: Eukaryota; Metazoa; Chordata; Actinopteri; Carangiformes; Carangidae. The transcript is spliced from 2 exons. Bases 1185 to 2408 code for a protein of 407 amino acids. Gene Ontology annotation, biological process: cell differentiation; anatomical structure morphogenesis; regulation of DNA-templated transcription.